Molecule: messenger RNA, 4409 nt
Organism: Alosa alosa (allis shad)
Lineage: Eukaryota; Metazoa; Chordata; Actinopteri; Clupeiformes; Clupeidae
Gene: pax7a
Product: paired box 7a
Exons: 9
Coding region: 408-2009 (533 amino acids)
Biological process (GO): regulation of transcription by RNA polymerase II; anatomical structure development
Molecular function (GO): DNA-binding transcription factor activity, RNA polymerase II-specific; RNA polymerase II cis-regulatory region sequence-specific DNA binding
Source: RefSeq, a predicted model, not a curated record
UCCUCCUACAACGUGCUUUAAAGUUAGCCACUUAAACUACCCCAUCCAGCCCGCAGACGUUGUUAUCAAAACCAACAGGGCUCCAACAGUACCAAGACAAAGAAUAAAAUAAUCUUUGCUCAAGCCGACUUUCGAAAGCAAGACGCACGCCUUCCUCAUCAUACACCGAGAGUGCUUUUCCUUCUUUUCGCGAGGAGACGCCGCUAGGCACUUGGCCACCUCUUUUGACUUUUUUCCCCUUCUGUUUUUGAUGGGGUGUUGUGCGGCAGAUUUUCUGCUUGGAGUUUCUAUUUCACUGGUGUGUGCUUUUAUGAAGGGUUGACAAUUCGUCAAAGCUUAAUUGUGGACCUGUUGGUGUGAGUGAUUUAUUUGGCUUUGCAAGUGACACGAUUUUUUAAGUAGCUGGAAUGGCUACUUUACCAGGAACAGUACCACGAAUGAUGCGUCCAGCUCCAGGCCAGAACUAUCCCCGAACCGGAUUCCCUUUGGAAGGUAUGCGGAUGGCAGAGGAUGCUCGUGAUACGAGGGAUAUACAUCAACAGAUGGCCUGGCCAUGUACAUUAAUAUCAACACCACUGGGCCAAGGUCGGGUGAAUCAACUUGGUGGAGUUUUCAUCAAUGGAAGGCCACUACCAAAUCAUAUCCGACACAAGAUAGUAGAGAUGGCUCACCACGGCAUCCGGCCCUGCGUAAUCUCGCGACAGCUGCGAGUCUCCCACGGCUGUGUGUCCAAAAUCCUGUGUCGGUACCAGGAGACGGGUUCGAUACGUCCUGGGGCGAUAGGUGGAAGCAAACCCAGGCAGGUGGCAACGCCGGACGUGGAAAAGAGGAUUGAGGAAUACAAACGCGAAAACCCAGGGAUGUUUAGCUGGGAGAUAAGAGACAAACUUCUGAAGGACGGGGUGUGCGACAGAAGUACGGUUCCUUCAGGUGAGGCCUCAUCCGUGAGCUCUAUUAGCCGGGUAUUGCGCGCACGCUUUGGGAAAAAAGAUGACGAUGAUGAUUGUGAUAAAAAGGAUGAAGACGGCGAGAAGAAAACCAAACAUAGCAUCGAUGGGAUACUUGGUGAUAAAGGUAACCGCACUGACGAGGGCUCGGACGUGGAGUCGGAGCCGGACCUGCCCCUGAAGAGGAAGCAGCGCCGCAGCCGGACCACCUUCACGGCCGAGCAGCUGGAGGAGCUGGAGAAGGCCUUCGAGCGGACACACUACCCCGACAUCUACACCAGGGAGGAGCUGGCCCAGAGGACCAAACUCACAGAGGCACGGGUGCAGGUGUGGUUCAGCAACCGAAGAGCCAGGUGGCGUAAGCAAGCGGGAGCCAAUCAGCUCGCUGCAUUCAACCAUCUCCUGCCAGGUGGCUUCCCCCCCACUGGAAUGCCCACUCUACCCACGUACCAGCUGCCUGAGUCCGGCUACCCCAGUACCACCCUCUCACAAGAUGGCAGCAGCACGUUGCACCGGCCCCAGCCCCUGCCCCCCUCCUCCAUGCACCAGAGUGGGCUCUCAGCAGACGGCAGCUCCGCCUAUGGCCUGUCGUCAGCCAACCGGCACGGCUUCUCCAGCUACUCCGACACCUUCAUGACCCCCUCGGCCUCUGGCAACCACAUGAACCCCGUCAGCAACGGCCUCUCCCCACAGGUGAUGAGCAUCCUGAGUAGCCCCGGCGGGGUGCCCUCUCAGCCCCAGCACGACUUCUCCAUCUCGCCGCUCCACGGCAGCCUGGAGAGCUCGUCCAACCCCAUCUCGGCCAGCUGCAGCCAGCGCUCGGACUCCAUCAAGGGCGUGGACAGCCUGGCCUCGUCCCAGUCCUACUGCCCGCCGACUUACAGCGCCACCAGCUACAGCGUGGACCCCGUCACCGCCGGAUACCAGUACAGCCAAUACGGCCAGACGGCAGUGGACUAUCUGGCCAAGAACGUGAGCCUGUCCACCCAGAGACGCAUGAAACUGGGGGACCACUCCGCCGUGCUGGGCCUACUACAGGUGGAGACAGGACAGGCCUAUUGAGGACCGCCACAACCACUCAAGGCAUUACCAGCAGCCUCACACACACACAGUGAUGUUUACACACACACACACACACACAUGCACGCAUACAGUACACACAUUCAUAAUGAUGAACAGAUAACACACAUAGAUAGGUACAUGCCUUCCCUCACACAAACACACACACACACACACACACACACAGACUGUCACCUCGACACACAAUUGCACACAAACAUCCAUACAGAAGCACAGACAUUAACACAUACCAGCACAUAAUGCUCACUGUUGUGGGAGGGCUGAAUUGACAUUAUGGUCACUGGUUUGGCACUCAGAGGCUUGGGAGAAGAGUGUGUUGUUCCAGCAUUAGCCACUAGGAGGCAGCUCGACAACCCCUCCCAACAUCAGCCUGGCUCAGCAGAUGACCUGCUGGCCUUCAAGAGACCCCCAGAACUCAGUGACUUUUGCUUUUGGCCAACAUUUAAAGCGCCAUCCAUGCGUCCCUCCAUGCAGAGCCAUUUUGCAAUUAUUUUUUUCCACUUUGCUGUUUAUAGUUCUCUAUGAAUUCAAUGUCCUAAAAAUGGAGAAAUGAUUCCAUUUUUUAAUGUAUAUUGUUAUUAUAAUAAUAAUUAUAGUUGUUGUAAUUAUGAUUAUGAUUGUUGUAACUCUAUUGUUUUCUAUUCCAGUUGUAGCAUUCCUUCUUUGUUAUUUUUUGGUAGACGUCAAUGUGAUGCUAGCCAAUGGCUGAGGAACAGAGAGAUUAUUGAGAGAGAGAGAGAAAGAGAGAUAUUAAACACCCCAACACCUCCCCCCUUUUUUGUCUUGCUUGCCAUUCUCUGGGCUCUAAUGUUCGUGAGUGAUUUGACCUUCCCGACUUUAAUAUUUCACUUGACAUUCCAGAGGAACUUGGCCACUCUGUGGGAAGUCUGGCUCAAUGUAUUCUGCUGGGAAUUAACCACACUCUGAGCAGCCAGUAGAUUUCAUCCCUCCACCAAAUGCCCCUGUCCUCCCCACCCCCACAUCUAAAAAUGAAAUCCAUGGGGGCGGCAUCCUACCUCCCCAGCAAAAAGCAAAACAAGAGAAAGAUUUAAACAUUUAUCUCCGUUUUUUAUAUGAGCAUUGUGAAGGAGGACCUCAUGCUAAUCGGACUUGCCUAUCCCCUCUGUCCAGGCCCAGCUUCUGUUUGAAGUGGGAGAGCAGAGUUAAGUCAACACUCUGUGAUGCAUACUAAACUUUGACCCGUGCAAUGAGUAGUGGACUGCCUGCUCUCCUCCUUUGAGCACGCCUGCUCUGCAGCAAACAUGUGGCCCUCUGAUGAAUCAGGAGCUCUAGAACAUUCCACAGAUUCUUGUAAAAUCAGACGAAUUUUCUUUCUUUAUUUUCACGCUCUCUCUCACACACACACACACACACACACACACACACACACACACACACAGACACAGCCCAAAACAAGAUUAGGGUCCCAAGCUGUGGCAUUCACAUGCACUUUGACAAAUCAUAUAAUCCUCCAAACAAGGAAAGGGCAUAGAGGCCAAGACUUUUGUACCUCUUUCUUUCACUCGUUCAGCCACCCCUUCUUUCUUCCUCUUUAACAUUCUCUCUCUUUCUGAUGAAUGAAAACACAGGUGCCCCCAAAAAUCUCUGAUUCCAGAACUCGUAUGCAUUCACAGAGUUGUACAAAAACAACACUUUUUUUUAAAGGGUAGUGGAAUUUUCAACAUUUUGAGUAGUGCUCCUAGUUUGACACAUUUGGCACAAUCUUAUUUAGUCGCUUCGAAAUGCCAUUGUACAGUAGAGAAAGCAGAUUGUGUACUGUAUGUUUAUAAAGAGUAUGUUUUAUACUAAAACAAAGCUGUUCAGUGAUAGAUGAAGCAAGGGAUUUGUGUAUGUCUUACAAUGUUUUUUUUGUGUGUUAACUUUCUUUUUUACUCCGUUGUUGUUUUUCAUUUUUGUGUUUGUUAUGGUUCAUUUGUACAUUUUCUACUGAAACUAUAAUGUGUUGUCUUUGCUCCCAAUGCAAAACAUUCUGAUAAAGGCUACUAUCGCCAAAAUGAUCCUAAUUGUCAUUUAUCCCCUCAAUUGACAAAACGCUCUUUUACCAGAAACCAAGUCUUUUUACAGGCUACCAAGCCUCCCAUGUCAUUGCCAGUCUGCCGUGUCUUGAACAGAGACUGGACUGUCUAAGUGACUGGACGUACUUUGGACGUCUAUUUCGGACUUCUGUUUGGGGAUACAUUCCCACCAGUAGGAUUGCCAAGAGUGGACCAUAGACUUCCACAUACCAUUCCACACCUCAAAGAAUCUCAGAUCCCUCAGUCACUCAGCACUUGUGAUGCACAGACCGGGGACCAAACAGACUGAGAUGCUCAGAUAGUGUGGAUGGACACAACGUGAUGUGCUGGUGUGUGUUGAGCAACA